UCGGAAACACUUCUCUAUAGAUAAUGAUAUUUUGUGAGAAGAGUCAAUCAUUACAAUCAUCAUCUCAUCAUCAUUAUCAUCAUCAUCAUCAUCAUCAUCAUCAUUGUCAUUGUCAUCAUCUCUUUUAACGCCGAAUAGAAUUGACGUUGCGUGCGACGACGAUACAAAUAUAAUGUGUAAAUCGUUGAGAUAAGGUACUGUACCAUUGGGUGAGGGCAAAGAACAUGCACAGCUCAUAAGUAAGUUUCUGACAGUUUGUUCUGACUGUUAAAAGACGUUCUAUCUCAAAUAAAACAGGCCGAAUUAAGUUAGUCGCGUAAAUUACUUCGAUGACAAAACGUUUCCACUGUUCGGCAAGUUGAUCAUGGAUCCAAAUAAGGAGAAUGUUAAUGGUUCCAUUCCAUUUCUUGGGAAAAAUGAUGAAAAUUCUAUAAAAAAUGAAAGUAAUGAAGAGGAGGCUCGAAAUUCCCAAAAAGAAAGAAAAUUGUUUCAAUACAUCGUCACAUUCAGUGCCAGUUUGAUUGGUAUGCAAAGUGGAAUGAAUUUAGGAUGGACUUCACCAAUUUUACCAUUCCUCGGUUCAAAACAAUCCUUUAUUCCUGAUCUAACGGAGGACGAAACUUCUUGGAUAACAUCGUUAUUAGCAUUGGGUGCAAUAUUGGGUGCAGUGCCAGCUGGAAAAAUAGCUGAUUUCUUUGGUAGAAAAUUAGCAAUGGGUUUAACAGCAAUACCCUUUUUAAUAUCCUGGAUUACACUGAUAUUUACAAGAAAUAUUAUUGGUGUAUACGUGGCACGUUUCAUUGGUGGUAUCGGAUCCGGUGCUGCGUGCGUUUUGGUACCGGUUUAUAUCGGGGAAAUAGCACAAGCGUCGAUAAGGGGUACGCUUGGUAUCAUUUUUCCCCUUUUAUUUUCAUUCGGCAUAUUAUUUUCUUACGUUAUGGGUGCCUAUCUUUCUUAUACGAUUUUCAACGUCUCCUGUUGUUCGGUAUUAAUCAUUUUUCUCGUUAUCAUUAUCUUCUUACCGGAAUCACCUAUGUGGUUGGUACACAAGGAAAAAAAAUCUCAGGCAGUUAAAGUAUUACAAAUCUUACGUGGAAUUAAUUACGACGUUAAAGAAGAAAUUUCAACGUUGCAAGAUGAGGCCGACAGAGUUGAGACUAAAAGAGGUGGUAUCAUGGAUUUAAUUGGUACUAAAGCUGGAAGAAAAGCUUUUGGUACUUGCCUGGGUCUUAUGUGGUUCCAACAGAUGUGCGGAAUAGAUGCUGUUUUAUUUUACACUGUUAGAAUAUUUCAAAAUGCUGGUAGCACCAUCGAACCAUUCGUUGCGACAAUCGUUAUUGGUUUAAUCGAGGUCAUUAUGACUAUAUGUGUUGCUUUCAUUAUCGAUAGAUUUGGAAGGAAACCAUUACUCCUGAUAUCUGGAAUAGCAAUGACUCUGUGUUUAGGUGUCCUUGGUUAUUACUUUAAAAUAAAAGCCGAUCAUAAGGAUAUACUUUUUCUUGGCUGGUUACCAUUAACAACACUUUCUUUAUACAAUGUUGUAUUUUCAAUCGGUUACGGAUCGGUACCAUACGCGAUGAUAAGCGAACUUUUUCCACCGGAGACUAAAGGAGUAGCAAGUAGCAUCUCUAUUAUGGUACACUGGAGUCUUGUAUUUGCUGUUACCAAGUUAUUUCCAAAGAUGGAAAACGUCAUGGGUGAAGCUAUUACUUUUUGGACCUUUGCUUGUUUCACUGCCUUGUCAGUGGUAUUCUCCUUCUUUUUCGUCCCUGAAACGAAAGGGAAGACUCUUCAGGAUAUACAAAAGAAACUGGAACGAAAGCGUAAGUUGAUCAAAGACGUACAGUCUGCUUGAGGAGUCUCUCUCUCUUUUUUCUUUUUUUUUUUUGGUUGCUGUUCUUUCUUUCUUUCUAUCUCUCUCUCAUCACUCUUAUGGAAU
Molecule: messenger RNA, 1939 nt
Organism: Polistes canadensis
Lineage: Eukaryota; Metazoa; Arthropoda; Insecta; Hymenoptera; Vespidae
Product: facilitated trehalose transporter Tret1-like
Exons: 3
Coding region: 365-1855 (496 amino acids)
Biological process (GO): carbohydrate transport; transmembrane transport
Cellular component (GO): membrane
Molecular function (GO): sugar transmembrane transporter activity
Source: RefSeq, a predicted model, not a curated record